UGCAAACCUGAAAAACCAAACGGACCUGUCUGUAGGUGUUACUUAUAUCACAGAGCUGCAGGUGCCUCCAGCCCCACUGGCCGUUGCUGUAGGAGCUGCUUCCCUGCCAGUCCUCCCUUGGGACCUCACUCGGCCCUCUUAGCAGCAGGACUCUUAGCCUCUCUCCUCACAGUGAUGUUGGACUCAGUAACCCACAGCACCUUCCUUCCCAACACGUCCUUCUGUGACCCACUAAUGUCGUGGACAGACUUGUUUGGGACUGAAGAGUACUAUCCUGGCUUUGAGCAUCAAACAGCCUGCGACUCCUACUGGACAUCCGUGCCCCCGGAGUACUGGACGAAGCGCCAUGUCUGGGAGUGGCUCCAGUUCUGCUGUGACCAGUACAAGUUGGACGCCAAUUCCAUUUCUUUCUGCCACUUCAACAUAAGUGGGCUUCAGCUGUGCAGCAUGAGCCAGGAGGAGUUUGUGGAUGCCGCCGGGAUCUGUGGGGAAUACCUGUAUUUCAUUCUCCAGAACAUUCGCACGCAAGGCUAUUCCUUUUUUAAUGAUGCUGAUGAAACAAAGGCCUCAAUCAAAGACUCUGCAGACUCAUCGUGUUUGAAAAUAGGAAGCCUAAAAAAUCAAGAAAGCCAUAACCACGGCAGAUCAAGCCUCCAGAGUUCUCACCUAUGGGAAUUUGUGAGAGACCUCCUCCUGUCUCCCGAAGAGAAUUGUGGCAUCUUGGAAUGGGAGGAUCGGGAACAGGGUAUUUUUCGGGUGGUGAAAUCGGAAGCCCUCGCCAAGAUGUGGGGACAAAGGAAGAAAAACGAUAGGAUGACCUAUGAAAAGCUGAGCAGAGCCCUAAGAUACUACUAUAAAACAGGAAUUUUGGAACGGGUGGACAGAAGGUUAGUGUACAAGUUUGGGAAAAAUGCACACGGUUGGCAGGAAGACAAGCUAUGAUCGGCUUCACUCAGCCUCAUUUUAUGGAUUUCCCCCCUUAAAAAAAUCAUCAUGUGACAUCUAAAAGUCUCUCUCUCUUUCUCUCUCUCUCUCUCUCUCUUUUUUAACCUGAAUACAUUCUGGUGAAAUUUCUCCAUAUCGGUUUCCAUCUGGAUUGACAGGUUGCCGACUGUUUUGCAUGAUAGCCAUAAGGCUAUUUGAAAUCUAAUGUGAGGGGGAGGGAUGAUUUAAGGGAGGAUAAAUUUAUUUUGCAAUAAUUGACUCCUAUGGUUUAAAUCAAGCAUCAUUUUUAACUCAUCAAGAUUCUUGAGAGCAAUAAAGACAAUCAGAAUCUCUGGCUCAAAGCCAAACUCAGUAUAGGACUGGGUUUUUGUUUUUUAACCCAGGAUUUUGAAAUUUCAAAAGGGGCUGAAAAUGCAAAGUUCUUCACCUUCAAUAGUUGCCUCCUCCUCAACCGUUUACUCAACGGGCAUCUAUCUAUACCCCAUUCCCCUGCCUUCCUCAUCACCCCCAUCUCCUUAGCAACUGGCCAGUAUAGUAGCAAUGCACACUCCCUUCCUCCUGGCAGCUGUACCCCAAGGGAGCUCCUUCCUCCAUCCCACCCUCCUACAGAAACUCCUAGUUAGGUUUAGCUCCUGGCCACUCACUCACUCACUCACAGCUCCUCUUCAAGAGCUUCCAGGUAGAUCCCAAGGAACAAAGUGCUUAGAGACAGAAUCCAAUGAACUACAGGUGAGAGGAAUUUAGUUCCAAUUUUCCUUGACUGAAAUCAGCAGCUGGGCAAAGAUGUGCUAAGUCAACACGACUUGAUGGAGAGAUUCGAGUCGGAGGACCCAGUCACGUCUCAACUGUGAGACUUUGGCCAAGUCACACUUCUCCGGCUCUUGGUUUCCUCAUCUGUAAAAUGUGCAUUAUCAGACCUUGCCUGCCUACCUCACAGGGUUGUUGUGGGGACUCGAUGGGUUUCGCAGAUAUAGUACUCUAUUACCUCGACGUGCUAUGUGAAUAUCAGCUAUUGUUCCAAUGUCAGGGAAUUUUGCUGUUUGAAAAAUAAAUUUUACAAAAAUUGAGCUUUAGCCAUGAAUCCAGGAUACAAACUAAAUUUAGCAGAGGUGGUCAGUAGAGUUCUCAACCAUCUUUCCAGUCAUGAAAUAAACUUUUAAGCAUCUUUCUAAACAUAUUAGACCUUUACAAUUGACUUUAUUAAUAUUUGUUGUUGAAAUUUCCCUUUCUCCUGCCCAAUUUUGACUAGGAGUGGAAUGAGGGUGUGCAAGGGGUUCAUUAACUGAAAAAUAAAUAUUUUCUCCUCCUCCCCCCUACCAAAUAUCAUAAAUUUUGUUCCUAUGCAAUCAACAGGAGAUGAGUUCUCCCACUUUGAACUAAGUUCUAAAAAGUUAAAUCUUUUCUCUUUGGAUCUUUUUGUGACAAAAACAUCAAACUUUUACAUAACUGGAAAAGUCCUAUUAUUUAAAGGCAAUCAAAAGGUGCAUCAGUUUUAUUUUGUUUAACUACUUGAUUUGUCUCCCUCCCCCACCAUAAAAGUCCAGAUUGCCAUAU
Messenger RNA from Sarcophilus harrisii (Tasmanian devil), 2499 nucleotides. It is a transcript of the gene ELF5, whose product is annotated as E74 like ETS transcription factor 5. Bases 175 to 942 code for a protein of 255 amino acids. Gene Ontology annotation, molecular function: DNA-binding transcription factor activity, RNA polymerase II-specific; sequence-specific DNA binding. NCBI's taxonomy places the organism in Eukaryota, Metazoa, Chordata, Mammalia, Dasyuromorphia, Dasyuridae. Gene Ontology annotation, cellular component: nucleus. The record is from RefSeq and is a predicted model, not a curated record. Gene Ontology annotation, biological process: cell differentiation; regulation of transcription by RNA polymerase II. The transcript is spliced from 7 exons.